AAUAAAAAUAGUAAUAAAUAUAAAAAAGUAAAGCAGUGCAAACUGCAGACCGCAGGGCGCAGAGUCGCAGACGCCAGACUGAAGAGUGACUGCAGACUGCAGACAGUGCAGAGUGCCGAGUUCAGACAACUAAAAAAAUUAAUAAAACAUGGCUGACAGACGCCUGGCGGACGUUGUAUUUAUUUAUAAUAUAGAUCUGUAAAACAGGCUCGCCAUACAACAAACUAAAAGUAAUAAACGAACUAUACUAGCGUCUAACUGUAUACAGAAAUCGCCAUCUUAUCGCCACAAUGGGGAUGAAAGUGUUGAUCAUGUCGCUCGUUCCAUCCUUGACGAUGCUGUUAGCUACAUUCCUCGGUUUUCAGACACACUUUUCUCGCGGCGCAAUGGGAGCUUUACAGCAUUUCGCGGCGGGUCUAGUGCUGGCAGCGGUGUCGACUGAACUGGUGCCUAUUAUGCUCAAGGCUGAAGGCGUGGUUCAGAACGUAGCCAUAUGCGUUGGGUUUAUAUUUGGUGUCAUAUCUCUCCUAUUCAUCGACAAGAUAAUGCCUGACGAUGAAGAGGAGGAACCGAAUGAUGCAUUCCGCGUAGAGAGUGUAGAAAAUCUCUCAACUCACAGCGAGAUCGUCUUGCCGCCCACAACACACCGGCGCUCACUCCUGGCGCGAAGCAUGUCCCGACAGGGUCAUACUCCGUCACCGACGCCAAGGUUACUAACUCAAGUCGAGGUGAUGCCUCAGCAAACAACUUCCAAUCGUGACAUUGUGGGUCAACCGGAACUCAAGGAAGACCAGCCUUUGCUAGAAUCCGAGGAGAAUGAGGGGAGGGGCGCAUUUCCGUAUAGUCUGGUGUACGCGGUCGCUGUGGAUUCCAUGUGUGAUGGUCUACUCCUGGGUUUAGCGAGUGUGGUGAGUCUCUCUACUAGUGCGAUGAUGGCCAUUUCACUGAGUGUGGAGAUGGGCUUCCUGGGAAUCACGCUCUCAAACGCGCUUCGAGGGCAACCCAAGGCUAAAUCGCUAUUGGCCGCCUGUGUAGGGCCGCUUGUCUUGUUCGUAUUCGCGGUGGCCGGUUAUUUUCUAGCUGGUUUGAUGCAAGAAUACGAAUGGGCUUUCAAUGGAAUGGUUUCAUUUGGGGCAAGCGCUCUAUUAUUUAUGGUAGCAGAGGAGUUGCUACUCGAGGCGCAUGAUGGCGCUGGAAGUGAGAAUCAUCUAUGGUGGGUCGAUUUACAAUUAUAUUUUGGGUUCCUUGUGGCAUUGUUGGCUAAAAAACUUCUGGGUGCCUAGUUGUUUGACGAUACAUCAGGAACCGUACUGAAGUAUGUACUGCGAGAACAUUGCCUUAACAAUCAAUGGCUUGGUAAUUAUCUAUCUCUGCUUGGGCGAUAUAUAUCUGGAUGAGCUCAACGAACGCGUCACUGUAUAGUACUCAAUAUUAGAGAUGUUGUUUGCAAUGGAAUAUUCUGACAUUGCAACCCGACUAACUCGUAUUUGCGAGUGAAUACACCGACUGAGAUGCUAAAUAUCUCGUCUGCAUAUUACAAUGGUUCCCUGAGCUAUUUGGUUGCGCAAGGCAUGGAUGUCGAAUUUAGAAAAGUAUUCUGUGUACCAGGUACGACUACAUGUGCGUUAUUUUAUCAAGCGUAUAUCCUGAAGAUGGAGUAAAUUGUCGGGCUGUAGUAGGCAGUCCAGGCAGCCAAAAUAUUAGAUGAAAGUGGAAGAUUUAGAACCUGGCUAUGCGUGUCUUUCUCGCUGUGCUAACAGUCGAUAGAGGGAAUGACUUUGCCUUGUGGCCCCGGAUACGUUUCACGUAUCCUGUGAGGAACUAUGCAUACGUGUAUCAAAAUAAGCAGAGCUGGAAUGGCAAAUAAACUAGAAAGACUUCAAAAAAAAAGUCUCAGGUGGC
Sphaeroforma arctica JP610 is the source of this 1902-nucleotide messenger RNA. RefSeq lists its product as hypothetical. NCBI's taxonomy places the organism in Eukaryota, Ichthyosporea, Ichthyophonida. The record is from RefSeq and is a predicted model, not a curated record. Bases 291 to 1283 code for a protein of 330 amino acids. The transcript is spliced from 6 exons.